This is a messenger RNA of Colossoma macropomum (tambaqui), 6804 nucleotides long. It is a transcript of the gene ppp2r5a, whose product is annotated as protein phosphatase 2, regulatory subunit B', alpha isoform. The record is from RefSeq and is a predicted model, not a curated record. The transcript is spliced from 13 exons. Gene Ontology annotation, molecular function: protein phosphatase activator activity. Bases 597 to 2117 code for a protein of 506 amino acids. NCBI's taxonomy places the organism in Eukaryota, Metazoa, Chordata, Actinopteri, Characiformes, Serrasalmidae. Gene Ontology annotation, biological process: protein dephosphorylation; signal transduction. Gene Ontology annotation, cellular component: protein phosphatase type 2A complex; nucleus; cytosol.
ACUGAGCUGCACAUUCACCAUAAAGGUCAGACUUCAGCGCUUCGGCGGCUGGAAAUAAAACUUACUGCGUCGAUUGUGCUGCUGCUCUGCGAGCUUGUUAGUCUUCUUUUUUGCCUGUGUUCGUCUAGGCUUGGAUUUAGGUCGAGAAUAAGCCGCGGAGUAAAUCGAUAGUUGCAUCAACAAGGCUGCAAAAUAAUAAUAAUCCCGUUUGGAUGAGCUAUGCUCCACUGUGGAGGACGCUGGGAUGACUUUAUGGCUUUUAAAUGGGAAAACUCGGCUAUGAGGCACUUUACGUUUUGAUCAUUUGGGCUGACAACCUGUGGAUGAGCCUGGAGAAGAAAAAGAAGCCCAUCAUGGCCACAACUUAAAGCUCUAGACGCCAUUAGCUGGGUAUUAGUUUUGUAUUUGUAUUGGGUCCCAUGCUUGUCUUAGUUUGGUGGUCACUCUAGUCUGCUCCUAUGGGCCUCUAACACCAAAAACCAAGGGCCCCACUUCUUCUUCUUCAACUUCUUGGACAAAAUAGGCUCUCCUCUGCAUUGAUAGGCUUUGCAAGACACCCAGCUGCUGUCUAUAUCUGUUUAUAUUUGUGUGUCAAGAUGUCGUCUGGGAUCUCAGCCACUGAAAAGGUGGAUGGAUUCACUAGGAAGUCCAUGAGAAAGGCUCAGAAGCAGAGGAAAGCCCAGGGAUCAGCCCAUUUCAGGACACAGGGAGGAAGCCUGAGCCCUGGUGAACUUUCAGCCUUGCCCCAGCUCAGAGAUGCUCCGUCCACAGAGCAGCAGGAGUUGUUCCUGCAGAAGCUCCAGCAGUGCUGUAUACUCUUCGACUUCCUGGACACAGUCACUGACCUGAAGAGUAAAGAGAUCAAGCGGGCCACUCUGAAUGAGCUGGUGGACUACGUGUCCACUAACAGGGGCGUACUGGUGGACUCGGCCUACCCUGAAAUCAUCAACAUGAUCAGCAGCAACCUGUUCAGAACUCUGCCUCCCAGUGAAAACCCUGAUUUCGACCCAGAAGAAGAUGAACCCACACUGGAAGCCUCGUGGCCUCACAUGCAGGUGGUGUAUGAGUUUUUCCUGCGUUUCUUAGAAAACCCAGACUUCCAGCCGAGCACCGCCAAACGUUACAUCGACCAGAAGUUUGUGCUGCAGCUGUUGGAGCUGUUUGACAGUGAAGACCCCCGUGAGAGAGAUUUUCUGAAGACCAUCCUCCAUCGGAUCUAUGGAAAGUUCCUGGGUUUGCGUGCCUUCAUCCGCAAACAAAUAAACAACAUUUUCUUACGGUUCAUUUAUGAGACUGAACACUUUAACGGAGUGGCUGAACUCCUGGAGAUAUUGGGCAGCAUCAUCAAUGGGUUCGCUCUGCCUUUGAAAGCUGAACACAAGCAGUUCCUGAUGAAGGUGCUCAUUCCAAUGCACACAGCCAAGGGGCUGGCACUGUUCCAUGCACAGCUGGCCUACUGUGUGGUUCAGUUUUUGGAAAAGGACCCCACACUCACAGAGCCGGUGAUCCGGGGGCUUCUGAAAUUUUGGCCUAAAACCUGCAGCCAGAAAGAGGUUAUGUUUCUGGGGGAAGUUGAGGAGAUUUUGGACGUCAUUGAGCCGACUCAGUUUAAGAAGGUUCAGGAGCCUCUUUUUAAACAGAUCUCUAAGUGUGUGGCCAGUCCUCACUUUCAGGUAGCAGAACGGUCGCUGUAUUACUGGAACAAUGAGUACAUCCUGAGUCUGAUUGAGGAAAACAUUGACAAGAUCCUGCCCAUAAUGUUCGGCAGCCUGUACCGGAUCUCUAAAGAACACUGGAACCAGACGAUUGUAGCUCUUGUGUACAACGUGCUGAAAACUCUUAUGGAGAUGAACAGCAAACUGUUUGACGAGCUCACAGCCUCAUAUAAAGCCGAAAGACAACGAGAGAAGAAGAAGGAGCAGGAGAGAGAGGAGUUGUGGAAGAAGCUGGAGGAGCUGAGGCUGAGCGAAAUCUCCAAAAACCAGAAUAACACUCAUGGCCUCCAGAACAGCAACAACAACAACAGCAGCGGCGAGCCAGAGGACCACAGCAGAAUCAGCACCACGGACAGCAUUAACACCAAAAGCUACACACUAAACGUGCAAUGUGCCAAAUGACACAGGACUGCUUUAUUACUUAAACCAUGAGGGUUUAAAACCAGCAGCAAACGGGAAGAUGGGAUCUGUAGGGACAUUUAAAACUGAAAAAUCAUUAAAAAAAACUAUAUAGAUCUAUACACAAGUACUUUAUUCUCUUUUUUGGCAGAAAAUAAUAUAUUUGGACUAUGAGAAUAUUUUUGGAUGUUAAAGUGCGGUCAUAUUACUUUUUUUGUGUCUGGUCAGAGAUUUUAACCUCCUUACUUGUAAUAAGGCCUAAUUUAGAGCUUGACAGUACAAGAGCAUGCUCUUAAAGUUGCACUUUACUGUACUGGGGUUGGGUGACUCAUGUCCAAAGAGAGAAAAACAAUCAGUAGCAUUGUGUUAGCUCAAAUUUAAUCUAUGUAUGUGAGCUAUUUGGUUUUUCAGCCUAUAUGUGAUUAAUCAGCCACCUGAAAGAGCUAUAAGUAAGCUUUAACAAGAAAUUGGGCAGUUCUUUUAGAAUCUGCAAUCAUUUACGGUUUGAUUCAGUUUUUAAACCACUGCUUACUGACCACUUUAUAUAAUAACACACCUCUCCCCAAUCUACCUUAUACAUCCACUUACUCAUGACACAUGGUGGUGGCAGCUCUGUGAACACUGAUGAGGACAAAAGGAUGCCUAACUGUAUAUCAGCAGAUCAGCUACAACUGUACACCAGCAGGGUGGAGCUAGACAAGAGGGGUUUCUGAUGAAGUGGCCGGUGAGUGUGUAUGUUCAAAGCAACAGGUCAUGGAAUGUUUAUUGUUCUGCAAGUGUAGCAUCACCUCUUUGUGAAAAGAUUUCAUGUUUUUAUGAAUGACAGAGCAGAUAGUAUCUACCCAGUCAGCUGGACUGUAAAGACUACUGUCGCUAACAGGAAAGAACAGCAGUGCCAAAGAAAGCAUUCAAACAGUUGAUGGCACUUUGGGGGCAGCUUAGCAGAUCUAGUAGCUCAGCUGAGCUGACAAAUACACCCUUUUGUUCCAACUGUUGAUUGGACUAGAUUGGACAAACUUCUAACUACUUUCAGUCAUUUGCAGUAUAAAAUCCAAAAGUGUGACCACACACAUACAAAAUAUAUAUUGUUUCAGAUUAUUAAAACAUUUGAAAUAUCCAUUUAAAAACUCAAAACAUAUGCGGCAGUUUCACAUUUAAGCUAUCCAACUUAGCAACUGUAACUAUAAAAAGAACACAUUUCUGGGUGGUCAGUUUGUGAUUUUCAGCUGUUGUCUGCCGCAUGCCACAUCUUUACAUGUUACAACUGGCUAUUCAAACAGACGAUGCAUUGAGCGGUCACUUUUUUCACCUGUCCAGUCUGGCACAUGACUGGCCCAACAUGCUCGGAGUGGAUAAAUUUGUCCUGUCGACAUUUUGAAAGGCUGAUUUUUGAAGCACAACAGUGAGCGAUGACCUAUAGUUAAUAAUUGCAUUCAUUUACAUGAAUCCUCUCACCAGUAGCACCUGUGUGAACUUAGCCGUGCUGAAUGCAGCCUUAAUUAAGUGUUGUAACCGAACCCUUUUCCAUAAUGUAUGUUUCAGGCUCCGCCUUAUGCAGAUGAUAUCAGAUACCUCAUUGUUAUUUUUAGCUUCUGGUUUCCAGUGAGCUGUUAAUAGAUAAAAGAAAAAAAAAAUGGUGCCCCGUUCGGUGGUGAUGUUCUGGAUUAGUUCUGCUUUUACAGAAUGUGGUUUGUAUGUUUUUUUUGUUUUGUUUUGUUUUUUUUUGUUUGUUUGUUUUUUUUGGUUUGUGUUUAUCAUUGUUGUUUGCUGUAAUACCAAAAAUGUCCCCACCACUCACUUUAAUUAAUGCAUAAUAUUUCCAAUAACAUGAGCUGUUUUCACUGGAAGUUGAUUUGUUAAGCUCAUGAUAUUUGAUUCUCUGAGAACGUUUCCUUUGCUGUAUGUAGUAACAAUGGAGACUUUAAGCAGAGAUGGCAGCAGGGACGGGUACAAAGGCUAAAAAAAAAUGUGCUUUUCCAUCUGCGCAAAUUUGGAUCGCAGCUUUUUGCGACUCUAACCUGCUUUUCAACUACGGCAAAAACAACAGCUGACAUUGCGUGACAUUUCAGCGAGUUAAUUUCAUGCUUCUGAUGUGUUUAGAAUAUGAAAUUCAUUUGCAAUAGAUUUGGCAUACUAGAGGGUACCGGACUACCACUAUUCAGGUAUUCAUUUUGGUUCAUCAUGGGACAAGGGAGAAAAUAUACAGGCUAAAAAUUCAUAAAUUUUAUGUUUUAACAGGGCUGUAAAAUAGUGCCUGAACAUGAGCCCUUGCCAAGGAUGUGACAGUGAAGAUAGCGUAGCUAGCUCUGGCACAGCUUUUUCACCAACUAGGCUAACUACUCUAGCUGAUGUUAGCCUGGCCCAGAAACAGUGGAAAGUAUAUUUCUUUGACAGACUAACAUGUUGGCAUAUCGUGCACAGAGGAGAAAAGACCUUGUGAAAAAGAUGGAGUCUUCAUGAGCUUCCAACUUUGUUAGCUGUACUGUUAGCGUUAGCGCAUUAGCUCAUCUAAAGAGGCAGCGUUCAGGACUCUCCCAAAAUCCACAGAUUUCCUUCUGCUAAUUGUGAAUUAUAUGUUUUCAUAUUUCGGCUUGCCAAAACCAGUGCCACAAACUGAAAAUUAUGCCUGCGGCCGUAUACUUAUUUUGGCUGAAGUUCAUUUUUUAACCAUUUUUGUUGCUUCUCUUCCUUGUGGUUAAUCACACUAACUCUUACUGGAAUCUAACUGGAAUUUGUAAAGUAGUCACACAUCCCUACAUUAGAUAACAACACUAUUCCUUCAGUGAAUUUCAAAGACACUGCUUAAAGCAGCACUAUGUAGGAUUUGAAGAUUUGGAGACCUCUCUGGUGGAAUUAUGUAACUGUGCAUAACAUACGGUAGAACUUUUUGGGUUUUCCAGCCGUCCUGUUGUUGCUCACUACCUUUUGUUUCCAUGCUAACACAGAUUUCGCCCUCCCAGCAGCUGCUUAAAGUCCCUGUUGUCUUAAAAUGUUGGUGUUUUUGUACCUAAAAAUGAAAUAUGUCCCGGAAAUGGCAUAACAUUUGAAUCUUAACCUGUUAGAGUGCUAGUUCAGUAGCAUUCAAAUGACAAUGCAUAGUUAUAAAGUAUUUGAACACAGUCUGUUGCAAAGGACGCCUGUGACUGAAAAGACAGACAGAUGCUAACUAGCUAACUAGGCUAACUACUCUAGCUGAUGUUAGCGAGGUCCAAAAACAGUGUAAAUAUAUUUCUCUGACAAACUAGCUGGUUGGCACAUCGUCCACUGAGGAGAAAAGACCUUGUUAGCAUCCCACUCAGCUGUAGUGUUAGCGUUAGCUUGUAGCUCAUCUGAAGAGGCCUUCAUUACUCAUCUGAGACCAAUAUCUGCUGCUUUUUCUUGGCUGUUUUUGAAUAAUAAAACACGUUUUCAGAUUUUAGCUUCUUAAAACCAGUGCUAACGUCUAGGAAGUAAGCCUACAGCCUUACACAAUUUUAUUUUCUUUUUUUUUUUGUUAAUGUUUCCUUCCCUGCAGGUAACCAGAUAAUCGUUCAUUAUCAUGUACGGAUAGAAUUUACAACGUCAGAAUACACACUAGAUAACAGUAUUUCAAUUGAUUCAGCACAAAAUUUUAAAGCAAACACUUUGGACAAACACUUUGGUCAGCUGUCUUGUUAGAGUUUUUGCUCACUGCUUUUAGGUUUCUAUGCUAAUGCAGAGUUAGCAUUCCCUGUAGCUGUCGAUGCUCAAAGUCCCUAAUGUGCUAAAAUGUAGGUGUUUUUGUACCUAAAACAAAAAUAUGUCCCAGAGUUGCCAUAACAUUUUAGUCUUGGGCCAUUAGAUUGCUGCUUCGAAAGUUGAAAAAAGGCACAACCCAUACUGUAUAGUAUUAUGUUCAGUCAUUUAUAGUCUUUCCUGAGGUAUGACUGACCGUUUCCCCACUUAUUUGAAGUGUUGCCACACAUUUAAGAUCAUGCUUUUGUACUAAGAACAUCUAAAUCUGGUUAAUCUUAGUUUUUUAAUGUGUUAGACACUGUAGUUCUAUAUAAAUGUGGGUUUAGGGGUGAAAUGACUUGAAUAUUUUUUGAUUAUGCUACAUUUAGAAACUUGAAAGUAACUUGUAGUCUAUUUUAUAUACAUGUGCUCUUCACACAGCUGCCACCGCUGCAGUGCUGACGUCGGGCCUUUAGAGGUUACAGACACUGAGUGUGUGAACUAAUUGUGUACUUUUCACUUCAGUAGUGACGUGAAAGCCACCUCAGAUAUUUAAAAGUGGUCAAAUAUGGUUCAAUGUUUGGCCCAAAGGAACGAACCUGAGAGCUGUGUGGUCUGUAGAGACGCAGCCUGCAGUAUUAGCACAGAAAAUGGGGUGUUUGUGUAUGUGUGUGGGUUAUUUUUCCAAGAAUGAAAAAGUAGAGCCAUAUAUUUUCACAGUGUAAGAGUAUCUGAGAAGUAAAUCAGGGUUGAUUGGACCACUCUUGGUCUGUAGCUUCACUAAAGUGGAUCCAGCUAAGUGUGUGGGUUAAGCAGAGGCUUUGUGUGCUUUAAGGUGAGUAUUUUUCUUUCCCGGUUGUUGAAGGUCCUGUUAUUUGUUGUACCUCUCUGAUAUUUCUCUAUCAGAGUAGCAUUCCUGUCUGUGUGAAAUCCGGUCGUGUGGAGAACCUUAACGGACUUUGAAUACCACUGAAAUAAAGGCAACCUAAUGUUUCUA